CAUUCGGCCAGCAGUGGGCGGUUGCCACAGCUGUUUUAGGGCCCCGAUCAUAGGGGCUCCUUGUCUGGAGGAGGCAGCCUCCGGGCUGGGGAGGAGAAGUCGCUGCCACCUCGGCCGGCCGGUGCAGUCCCCUGGGAGAAUCCACUUCCUGUCGUCCAUCCCCGACUGAGUUUGGGCUCCCAGGUUCAGGGUUAGAAAUUGGACUUUUGAUGAUGUUUGACCCAGCGGCAGCAAUAGCAGGCAACGUGAUUUUAAAGCUGGGCUUGACUUCCGUUUCUUCUGUCUUGUAAUCACAAAGUGCAUUUGGAGCAGGAAUUCCAAUCAUGUCUGUGAUGGUGGUAAGAAAGAAGGUGACACGGAAAUGGGAGAAACUCCCAGGCAGGAACACCUUCUGCUGCGAUGGCCGCGUCAUGAUGGCCCGGCAAAAAGGCAUUUUCUACUUGACCCUCUUCCUCAUCCUGGGGACAUGUACACUCUUCUUCGCCUUCGAAUGUCGUUACCUGGCUGUCCAGCUGUCUCCUGCCAUCCCUGUGUUUGCUGCCAUGCUCUUCCUUUUCUCCAUGGCUACAUUGUUGAGGACCAGCUUCAGUGACCCUGGAGUGAUCCCUCGAGCCCUACCAGAUGAGGCAGCUUUCAUAGAAAUGGAGAUAGAAGCCACCAAUGGUGCAGUGCCUCAGGGUCAGCGACCACCCCCUCGUAUUAAGAAUUUCCAGAUAAACAACCAGAUUGUAAAGCUGAAAUACUGUUAUACAUGCAAGAUCUUCCGGCCUCCCCGGGCUUCCCAUUGCAGCAUCUGCGACAACUGUGUGGAGCGCUUCGACCAUCACUGCCCCUGGGUGGGGAACUGUGUUGGAAAGAGGAACUACCGCUACUUCUACCUCUUCAUCCUUUCUCUCUCCCUCCUCACCAUCUAUGUCUUCGCCUUCAACAUCGUCUAUGUGGCUCUCAAAUCUUUGAAAAUUGGCUUCCUGGAGACGUUGAAAGAAACUCCUGGAACUGUUCUAGAAGUACUCAUUUGCUUCUUCACACUCUGGUCCGUCGUGGGACUGACUGGAUUUCACACUUUCCUUGUGGCUCUCAACCAGACAACCAAUGAAGACAUCAAAGGCUCAUGGACAGGGAAGAAUCGCGUCCAGAAUCCUUACAGUCAUGGCAACAUUGUGAAGAACUGCUGUGAAGUGCUGUGUGGCCCCUUGCCCCCCAGUGUGCUGGAUCGAAGGGGUAUUUUGCCACUAGAAGAAAGUGGAAGUCGACCUCCUAGUACUCAAGAGACCAGUAGCAGCCUCUUGCCACAAAGCCCAGCCCUAACAGAACAUCUGAGCUCAAAUGAGAUGCUGGAGGACACCAGCACACCUGAAGAGAUGCCACCCCCAGAACCCCCAGAGCCACCACAGGAGGUGGCUAAAGCUGAGAAGUAGCCUAUCUAUGGAACAGACUUUUGUUUGUGUUUAAUUAGGGCUGUGAGAGAUUUAAAGGGAGAAGAUAAACCUGAGACAAAGAACAAGUAAGGUGUUUUUCUUUGGUCUUUAUUCACCCAAUGGCACACUGGCAUUUUCUUGCUGCAAGUUUUUUUUUUUUUUAAUUAUGAGCUCCAGGCAGUCACAGAAGAUGUCAAUGAUCUCUGAUAACUGGACAAAUGGGUCUCUUGGGCCCUGGCACUGGUUUUUCACAGCCUCAGCCACGGAAUCUCCUUGGACUCCCCUUUCUUCCCUCUGGACCUUAGCUCUCCUGCUUGGGGUGGUAGGUCCAAUUCUGGGUUUAAAGGUUCUUGAAACUGGCUCAGUCCUCUCCAGCUGCUACAUGACAUGAGUCGAGAGAUGGUCACAGAGAACUCUGGCCAGGGAAUCCUAACUGGAUUCUUGAGAUCUUCAGAAUUGAAGAAGAUGGUGAGUGGGGUUGGAGGAUUCGCCUGGCUACAAAGUGCCACCAUUGCCAACAAAUCCUUUCAGAAAUGGGUCAGGUAACUUCCACUUGUAUUUAUUCAUGUAGUUUCUUCUAUCUCCCUUGUCCACUCUCUAAUACCCAAGCCCCACUCUUUCCCAGUUAGAUAUAUGUAAGUAUUUGCAGUAUAGAUAACAAUUUACAUUUCUUGUAGACUACCCCAAAACUUUUUAAUACCUGUGCCAUCCUCAGUAAGAAUUUAUGAGAUGCCAACAGCAUCGCCCCUUGCACUCUCUGUCUCAUCUCUCCUCUCUCAUUAGCUCCUUUUCAUUUUUUCUUCUUCUGAGUCUUGCUCCCAUUAGGAGCAGGAAUGGCAGUAAUAAAAGUCUGCACUUUGGCAGUUCCUUUCCUCAGAGGAAUUCUGAGUGCUCACUUAAACACUAACCCCCCACUCCCGAUUCUCUGUGUAAGGCCUGGAGAGGCCCUGAAUGCACAAAAGGGGAAAUCAAGGCACAGAGAGGCUCUCCUCUCCUCUCCUCUCCUCUCCUCUCCUCUCCUCUCCUCUCCUCUCCUCUCCUCUCACACUAUGUCCACUCAAAAAAGAAAACAAAAAGGCAACUAGUACUUCCAUUAGGCCUCGGCUGAGUCAGGAGGGAAAGCCGAGCACUGCUGCCCUCCCGGGUAACCCACUCUAAGGCCUUGGCCCACCUCGGGCUUGGUAACCACACCGGGGGCUUCUGCCAAGCUUCACUCUUCCAGCACUUCCACCUGCAGAGUCCCAGAGCCACUUCACCCUGGGGGUGUGCUGUGACCCUCCCAGUCAGCUCUGCUCAGGACCUGCUCUAUUUCAGGGAAGAAGAUUUAUGUAUUAUAUGUGGCUAUAUUUCCUAGAGCACCUGUGUUUUUCUCUUUCUAAGCCAGGGUCCUGUCUGGGUGACUUAUGGGGAGGGAGAAGUGUAAAUCAGAACUUUUAAUCUAUUUGAAGUUGAUUAAACUGUGUCUAAUGCAAACUGCCUGCCUCCUCCUUC
Pteronotus mesoamericanus is the source of this 2909-nucleotide messenger RNA. RefSeq names its product zinc finger DHHC-type palmitoyltransferase 9 (gene ZDHHC9). NCBI's taxonomy places the organism in Eukaryota, Metazoa, Chordata, Mammalia, Chiroptera, Mormoopidae. Gene Ontology annotation, molecular function: protein-cysteine S-palmitoyltransferase activity. The record is from RefSeq and is a predicted model, not a curated record. The transcript has 10 exons. Gene Ontology annotation, biological process: peptidyl-L-cysteine S-palmitoylation; protein targeting to membrane. Bases 324 to 1418 code for a protein of 364 amino acids. Gene Ontology annotation, cellular component: endoplasmic reticulum; Golgi apparatus.